Molecule: messenger RNA, 1061 nt
Organism: Sceloporus undulatus (fence lizard)
Lineage: Eukaryota; Metazoa; Chordata; Lepidosauria; Squamata; Phrynosomatidae
Product: monoacylglycerol lipase ABHD6-like
Exons: 9
Coding region: 48-1061 (337 amino acids)
Source: RefSeq, a predicted model, not a curated record
AGAGCAGCAAUCAUUACAUAGGCUCAAGGAGUAUACUAAAUUGCAGAAUGGAACUCAUUUUACUCAAGAUAUUUCUCGUGAACCUGGGCAUGUGCCUAGGUUUUUCAUUGAUCACUUUUGGCAUUAUGUAUUUCUUCUUCCCUUCAAUACUGCUCAGGCUGUCAAGCUGGUUCACAUAUCAUGCAUAUGGAUUAAAGAAGAACUAUGCUGAACACGAGGGCUACAGGUUCUCUUACUACUCCCAAGGGAAGCCUAGUUCUGAGCCAUCCAUCCUCUUGCUGCACGGCUUCUCACUCAGCAAGAACAUGUGGCUACUUAGCAUUCCAUUCUUUCCUAAAGCUACCCACAUGAUCUUCGUGGACUUGCCUGGACAUGGGGAAACGUCUUGUAUGCCAGGAGAUAGCUACAGCGCAGUUGAUCAAGCUAAAAGAUUACGCCAGUUUGUCGAGUGUACUGGUCUGUACAGAACGCCUUUCCACCUAGCUGGCAUCUCCAUGGGUGGAAUGGUUGCUGGGGUUUAUGCUGCUCUCUAUCCAUCAGACCUCUGCGCCUUGUCCCUCCUUUGCCCAGCUGGUUUGAAGUAUCCAGAAGAUAAUGAAUUCACUAAGAACUUGAAGGAGUUACAGAAAAGUCAGAGACUUGCCAACAAGAAUCCUCUAGUGCCUUUGAAUAUGAAGGAGGGAGAACACCUUUUUAAAAUUGGUGUUUUUUCUGCAAAAGUACCCCGUCAGAUUAUCAAGGGACUUCUCAAACUUCAUGAACAUGACAACAAAUUUUACUCAAAAUGUUUUAUAGACUUGGCCAAAGGGGAGAACAUGUACCACCUUCAUGACAACAUGAGCAAGAUCAGAACUCCAACACAGGUCAUCUGGGGAAAGAAUGACACUAUAUUGGAUCCAUCUGGGGCAGAAAUUUUAGCCAGUGCAAUUCCUGGUACCCAAGUGCAUAUGUUGGAUAAAUGUGGACAUUUCAUACUAGCAGAUUUGCCAAAAAUACCCAUAGACCUUAUCAUGGACUUCCACACUUCAAUUUGGUACAUGAUGAAUAAGAAACUGGAAUAA